AGACGCCGCGACUCCCUCCAUCACAACUACGCGUAACUGUGCCUGCUGUUUGACUGGGUGUUGAAUCACAAGUUGCAGCUAAGAUGCUACUUUGCGUCCUGUGUCUGUUCCUUGGCUGCCUGACUCUGUCUGAAGGAGGACAUCUCAACAUCAGCUGCAAGCCUUGUGUGUGUAGUGUGGCAUCAAAUGGAAAAAUUAUCGCCAAUUGUUCGGACAAAGAUCUAUCUUACAUCCCCGAAACGAUUCCAAAUUCAGUAUCAUACCUGUGUUUGUCUCAUAACAGAAUUAAUCCUCUGUCAGGUCGUUGGUUUCAACGGUUCACCAUAUUGGAACAUCUUGACCUAUCCUUCAAUCAACUAAAAAGUUUGCAAGUGGGCACUUUUAUCGGAGCUACAAACCUGCUACAACUGAGUCUCCAUGGAAACAAUCUUCCGCUAAACGAGACAGCAUAUCCAGACGGGAUAUUCAGACAGCAGAAAAGAUUGCAUACUCUGAACAUUGGACAGAACAGCAAGGUCGCAGAUUCAGUGUACCCAGAUAAAGCUCUGAGCGAUCUUACUGCUCUUCGGACACUUGUCAUUGAUGGUGUACGUAAUGCCACGUUUGGGAAUGGAUUUUCGAAACUCAAGAAUCUUACUAAGCUUACGGUAUCAGGGGAAAGGGGCUACUGUUCAAUUCAAAAGCUGCUGAAUACAUCUUUCCUUCACAUUCCGUCUGUCAGGUACCUGGACAUCAGCAAAUGUGGAAUCUACUCUAUUGAAACAAGUGCAUUUUGGCCACUGAGGCAUAUUGAUACUCUAGACAUCUCCAACAAUCAGUAUCUAGGAUUUGAUAGCCUUGGUGAAGCUGGAUAUGGGCUUCGGUUUUCAUCUCUAAGAGUAUUAAAGAUCAACAGGAUUGUGACAACAUUUGCCAUAGGAGUUCACAUAAAGCAUCACAAUAUGAGGUAUUUCACUGAUCUUAAUGUAAAGGAGAUCUAUAUAGAUUCAAACAGAGUGGAACUGAUCGAUCAGGAAUGCAUCAGACUUUUAAAAACUGUGGAACUGGUAUCCAUGAAACACAACAGAGUGACAUUUGGAUCCUAUCUCCUGAGUCUGAAUGAACUGACAAAUUUACGUAAAAUCCAUGUUGAAAACCAGUACGCAUCUAAUAUCCCUCUUGUUGAUGCUGGUACAGUCCCAACUCCCUCCGAGAAUCCUAGGCUGCCUUCAUCUGAGGCUCAACCAGUGGUUCAAUAUUCACGAAUAUGCACGCGUGCCUGUGAGGCAGAAUGUACCAAUAGCUCUUUGUGCUGGAACUAUCAUAAUAGUUAUUAUUACAAUGCAGAAUAUGAAAAAAACAUAAUCAUUGACUUAAGUAUUAAAAUACUGCUACCUCCAAAUGUAACAUAUGCAAAUGUUAGCAACAGUAAAUUGAACUAUCACAUUGGUGAGCUUAACUUCAAUAGAAACCAACUUAGAACAGUCGAUUUAUCCCACAAUGUCUUAACAAGGUGGAUAGGGCCAUUACAUGAAUCUCACACAGUUGAAUACCUGGAUCUCUCUGACAAUUACUGUACAUAUAUAGCUCCAACAUUUUUCAUGUUUGCUAGUGGCCUAAAAAUCUUAAAUAUAAGUAGAAAUUACCUCUCAGUGGCUCUUCAAGCGGACAGAAAUGGGCAGAUAUUGUUCAACCAAUCAAACUUGGAAGUACUAAGAAUCUCAAAUAAUCUUAUUCGGGAACUGCCUUCAUCAAUAUUCAAGAGACUUACCAGACUUCAGGUUCUUGAUUUAAGUUGGAACAUGAUGACCUCUUGGACUGUUGAGAUUAGCCACAUGACGCACCUCCAUACCUUAGACAUAUCGGAAAACAGAUAUGAAGACAUACCAAUACAACUAACAGAUCAAAUUGACCAAAUAAUGAUUCAUAGAAACGACAGUCUUCACCUAAGCAUCAAGGGCAAUAUCUUGAAAUGUGACUGUCCCACUCUAGACUCAUUAGAGUGGAUUACCAGGCCAUAUAUUUCCAUAAAAGAACCUGGCAGUACACAAUGCAGAUUAUCAAAUGGGGAAGUUAUUACAUUUUUAGAUAUAGGAGAUGUUGUAGUGAAGCUCCGGCUACGAUGUAAAAUUGUAAUUCCUCUGAUAUCCUCAGCAGUGGUUGGAAUAAUAUUUUCCAUGUUCAUAUUUGGAGCUGGUAUGGUAUACCGAUAUCGAUGGAAGCUGCGCUAUCUAUACUACACCACUAGACGGAAGUACAGAGGCUACCAGAGACUGAGAGAAGGUGAAGACCAUUUUACUUAUGAUGCCUUUGUUUCCUAUGCUGAUGGAGACAGAGGGUUCGUUAUCGAAGACAUGCGAACUGUACUGGAGAGACACUAUGGCUUGAGGUUGUGCAUCCAUCACCGUGAUUUCAUGGUUGGGGAAGCCAUUACUGCCAACAUCAUCAAUGCUAUUCAGUCAAGCAGGAAGACCAUUGCUGUUUUGUCACCGGACUUUGCAAAGAGCGCCUGGUGUGACUAUGAAGUCCACAUGGCUAAGCUGGAGAGCAUCCACACUGGAAGAGACGUCCUGUGUGUGUUGUGGUAUACUGACAUACCCGACACGAGAAUCCUCAGUAGAGAUAUCCGGGACCAGAUCAAUUAUGACACCUAUAUUAAGUAUCCAACAGUUGAAAAUGAUAAAAGGGAGUUUUGGGAGAAGAUCAAAGCUGCAAUUAGCUUCUAAGACUGAUUCAUAUGCCCCUAGAACCCUCAGCAGAAAGGGAUUGCAUUGUACUUAUGUUAAGUGUGAUCAUUGAUGCUGGCAGGAUAUUAUCAGCAAACAUGUAAUCAGUUUCACAGCAAUAGUGUUACAAAUGUGCAUCUUGCGUGAAUUGCAAGUACAGAGCUACUCGCUGAACUUGAAUAUACUUCAUUGAUAUUUGUUGUGAUUGGUGAUCAGAUAUGGGUAAGGCCGUGAGGAUAAAAGUGUGCAUCACACUAAAAUAGGAAAGAGAAAACAUUUAUUAGUGGACACUAGCUGUGUAUAGUUUGAUAUGAAAUGAGAAUGAGUCUGGAAUUGUUUGUAUUACCAUCGCUGAUUGAAUUAUCAGCAAUGUUAGCUCCAAACGUUCUCACAAGGAGAGAAACGUUUGUACGAAUAAAAAGUAUGCAAAAUGUAAA
Haliotis rufescens (red abalone) is the source of this 3142-nucleotide messenger RNA. RefSeq names its product toll-like receptor 4. Gene Ontology annotation, cellular component: membrane. Lineage: Eukaryota; Metazoa; Mollusca; Gastropoda; Lepetellida; Haliotidae. Gene Ontology annotation, molecular function: protein binding; transmembrane signaling receptor activity. The coding region runs from base 84 to 2705 and encodes 873 amino acids. The transcript has 2 exons. Gene Ontology annotation, biological process: toll-like receptor signaling pathway; immune response. The record is from RefSeq and is a predicted model, not a curated record.